GUCUUCAGUCACCGAGUGUUACUCAUACCACCUUCCCAUGAUUCACAUGCGUUCUCAGGAUACUAAAAUCCUUCAGAUAAUGGCCGGAAUGUGAUUGGUUCUCCUGGACACGACGUCCAAAUACCCUUCUCAUGCUCUACUGCAGGUACCCUCCUUCAAUGCACCAGGGGUUUUAGGCUGUGCUCCUUAUUUGACGACCAGGAUUUCGGGUUUCUUGGCUAUGUGAAGCUUCCUGGCUCGCAUGAUCGCCUUACCAGAAACCCGGCUUUCGUCACCAAAGCGUGACCUGAGGUUCACAGAGCUCACAACUUACGAUUCGCCUGAAUCGUUCUUCCCAACCCCUUCAAGGAGAAUGAGAAAUUGCAAUUUUCAUUUCCUCAGAUGGGAUUCCUGAAAUCAGGAAGCCGGAUUUUUGCUAUGGCACUCCUUCGUCCUUUGUAUCUCGUCCUGCAUCCUGAGUCCUUGAGGCUCCAACUGUGAACAUGAACAGGAAUAACAGAACAUAGGUAAUGAUAACUCUUCUCUAUUAAUAUGUAUAUAGACACAGCCCCCAAGAGAUGAAUCCUUCCAUCAGAAACUAAGACAUCCGAUCCAUCACUUCUCGAGUAUCAACCAUCAACCAACAAGUCACACAGCCUCCUGCAACACUCUAUCUCCCUCAAACCAAUCAAACCUCCAUCCGAGAAUGUCAGGAAGCGGAAACAACUACAGCAACCAAACAAACCAAGGGUUCGUCAAGUCACCCUACAUCUUUCUCUUACAUCCCCCCUCUCCCCCAUUCCCCGACCCCAAGAACUAACUAUAUCCUCAUAGCGGAGGUAACUCCUACUACCAAUCCCAAGACCAAUACUACCAAUCGGGGUCCUCUCAAUCCCAGUCCUACUCAGGACCCUACUUCGCGCCCCCUUUCACCUCCGAGAACAUCGGGAAGUACGAUCAAAGUCAGGGAGGGUACUCCAGUACCGACUAUUACUUGCACGAAGAUAAGGACCAGGAUUUUGAGAGGGUGGCGCAGGGGAUACCCGAUUCUUCAAAAGGGAAAGGUUCGAAGGGUUCUAAGAGAUCAAAAUCUAAGGGGUCUAAGAGGAGAUAGUUGGUUAGUUGUGAAGAAGAGAGGGGUACAGGAAAAUGAGAGGAUGGAAGGAAAGUCAUUGCCCUUUUUAGCCGAGUUUCUUUAUGCUUUGAUUUUACUUGACGUGGUGUCGUGAAGGAAUUAAUGGAGGUUGAAAAGCGGAAACCAGUUUUUGCUUUCUUCAAGGC
Molecule: messenger RNA, 1260 nt
Organism: Hymenoscyphus albidus
Lineage: Eukaryota; Fungi; Ascomycota; Leotiomycetes; Helotiales; Helotiaceae
Source: the annotation of a GenBank genome assembly